Molecule: messenger RNA, 1371 nt
Organism: Effrenium voratum
Lineage: Eukaryota; Dinophyceae; Suessiales; Symbiodiniaceae
Source: the annotation of a GenBank genome assembly
AUGGCUUGCAAACGCAGCGCCUCAGCUCGCUGCAGGCGCCUUGCGGUCGCUUUGCCUUUCCUCUUGGUCUUCGGCUUCCACGGCGUGACCUUCAACAUCCCAAAGCGCAUGCAUGAAGUUGCCCAAGACAAGGGCAUCAGUGACAUUGAAUACUUGCAAGGGGUCAGCGCGGCCGCAGAGGCUUACAAAAAGAGCGACCAGAUCGCUGGACGAACUGGCUUCAUCAAAGCACUGCAGAAGGCUAUGCAAAAAUCGGGCUUGUACCUUGUCAUUGGAGGCAAGUCCCUUGGCAAGACCAAGAUUAUGCAAAAGAUGGAUCGAGUUGUCGCCGCUGACUCCCCGUUGCUCUACGUCAACAUGCGCCACCCACCCCAGCCCGAGUCAACGGAUGCUUUGGAAUGCCUUCAAGCCAAAGCCAAAAAAGUCUGGAGUGCAAAGACUGUGCCCCCUUGGGCGCGGAAAGUGGCUGACGUCAUGAUUGCCCUUGCUCGAGCAGUUGGCAAGGAGAGCUUGAAGAAGGGUGAUGCGGAGGGUGGAGUGGAACUUGCUUUCUCCGAAUUGCUGAAUGUGCCCAAGCCGCAAGAGUUUCUCUGGGCUUUUGUUGAUGCGGCAGCUGCAAUGAAACAGACCCCGACAAUGAUCAUCGACGAAGCCAACAUUGCUUUUCCGAACGCGAAUGGCAAUGGAGACAGCAAAUCCAAGAGGGAAGCAGCCUCACGGGCCCUUACCACCUUUGUGGCAAUGACAAAGGAAAGCUGCCAGGCUUGCGUCAUCUUGCCUGCCUCCGAUUUCGCCUUCCCAUGGGGCCUAGAAACACUUGGUUUCAAUAAGUUCGAUGCCCUUCAGACAAUCGUGAUUCCGGAGGUUGAAAGGGAGCCAAUGUUGGCUUUGCUGACAGAGUGGGGUUUGCCCCGGGAUGUGGCGGAGGAGUUCUACAUGAUCUUCGGCGGCAACAUACUUCUUUGCCAGCAGGCAAUCGAUAAGCUUCUUGAGCAGUUCGAGCUUGGUGCAGAAGACUCCUUCGACCCCUUCAGCGUCCGAGGUACAGACGGGCUGGCUGGUUUGGCCAAAGACCCGCUCACCCGUGAACACUUGGAGAACCUUGCGCGACAGGGGUGGUCCCCCAUCGAGGAAAGCAGCGCAGACGGGGAGACGGAGAGCCAGAAGGGCGCCCGCAUCAUCGCCAAGAAGAACUUCGGCGGCGUCAUCAACAGAGAGACGACCACCUUUUUGGACCAAGACUUGAAGGAUGACAUGUUCAGCAACAGAAGCACGACGCAGGUGCUCAUCCCGGCCACAAGCUACCUGCGCAACUGUAUCAAGGUUUACGUUGAAGCAUGUGAGCCCAGCAGCUUGGAAGCAAUGUGCUGA